AUGCCGAUCGAAUUUGUUUGCAAAAUCAAAUUUGCAGAGGAGGAUGAGAAGCAGAAAGGCAAGCAGGAAGGGGACAAGGAGAGCUUGAUUGAAGAGAGUUGCACACCUCCGACCAAGGACCUCGCCGGGUUUGCCAACUCCUGUUCACUGCAUGGGAUUAACCAUAUAUUUGUGUCGGGCCGGCUGGGCGUCCGGCAGACCCUUUGGGCUCUGGCAUUCUUGGUGUCUUUGGUGCUCUUUCUUUACCAGGCGGCAAAGUGUGCCAUCUCUUACCUGGAGCAUCCCCAUGUGACGGCUCUGAAAGAGGAGGCCACCCCAGAGAUGGUGUUUCCUGCAGUGACCAUCUGUAACAUCAACCGUUUCCGCUUUUCUGCACUCACUGACGCUGACAUCUACCACCUGGCCAACCUGACAGGCCUACCCCCCAAAAACAAGGAUGGCCACAAGCCCACUGAUCUGGAAUACCCUGCCCCUGACAUGCAGGACAUCUUCAACAGGACUGGACACCAGCUGGAAGAGAUGCUGAAGAGCUGUAACUUCAGUGGACAGAACUGCUCAGCUGAGGACUUCUCUGUGGUAUACACAAGAUAUGGAAAGUGCUACACUUUCAAUGGAAACAAGACAACCUCCAAGAAGACCAAACAAGGUGGAAUGGGGAGUGGUCUUGAGAUUAUGCUAGACAUUCAGCAGGAUGAAUAUCUGCCAAUAUGGAAAGAGACAAAUGAGACGUCAUUAGAGGCAGGUAUCCGUGUGCAGAUUCACAGCCAGGAAGAACCUCCCUACAUCCAUCAGCUAGGCUUCGGUGUCUCUCCGGGAUUCCAGACCUUUGUUUCAUGUCAAGAACAAAGGCUGACCUAUCUCCCUCAACCAUGGGGAAACUGCCGCUCCACCGGUGAGCAGAUGAUCCCUGGCUAUGAUACUUACAGCAUCAGUGCCUGUCGCCUGCAGUGUGAGGCCAAGGAAGUACUGAAGAAAUGUAACUGCAGGAUGGUGCACAUGCCUGGAAAUGUCACUAUCUGCCCCCCUGGUGAAAUCAAAUGUGUUGACCAAGCACUCGCCAACUUACAGAACAGUUCAGGAGAUGUGUGUCCAUGUGACACGCCCUGUAACCUGACCCGCUAUGGCAAGGAGUUGUCUAUGGUGAAGAUCCCCAGUAGGGGCUCUGCCCGCUAUCUGUCCCGGAAAUACAACAGGACUGAGGAGUACAUCAGAGACAACUUUCUUGUUCUGGAUAUAUUUUUUGAGGCACUUAACUAUGAAACAAUAGAACAAAAGAAAGCAUAUGAUGUUGCAGGAUUAUUAGGUGAUAUUGGAGGACAGAUGGGCUUGUUCAUAGGAGCCAGUAUUCUUACAGUUUUAGAGAUUCUUGAUUAUGUUUAUGAGGUGAUCAAGCACAAGUUGCAGUGUCUAUUGAGGCCACAGAAGGAGGGGCGGAAGCAGCAGCAGGAGAAGAAGGCCAGCACAGUGGCCACAGUGGGCCUGGAGGAGAUGAGAGCCAAGGAUCCCACUGAAUUAAACAGGGGUCACCCUGAGGGAGCCUAUGCCAACACCAUCCUUCCAAACCACCUCCACCAUCAUCAUCAUCUUCAUCGCCAUACCCGCCAUGGCGUGUUUGAGGACUUUGCCUGCUAG
This is a messenger RNA of Chanos chanos (milkfish), 1632 nucleotides long. RefSeq names its product acid-sensing (proton-gated) ion channel family member 4a (gene asic4a). The record is from RefSeq and is a predicted model, not a curated record. Bases 1 to 1632 code for a protein of 543 amino acids. Gene Ontology annotation, cellular component: plasma membrane. The transcript has 10 exons. Gene Ontology annotation, molecular function: ligand-gated sodium channel activity. NCBI's taxonomy places the organism in Eukaryota, Metazoa, Chordata, Actinopteri, Gonorynchiformes, Chanidae. Gene Ontology annotation, biological process: sodium ion transmembrane transport.